This is a messenger RNA of Strongylus vulgaris, 357 nucleotides long. NCBI's taxonomy places the organism in Eukaryota, Metazoa, Nematoda, Chromadorea, Rhabditida, Strongylidae. The record is from the annotation of a GenBank genome assembly.
AUGUCGGUAGAAAUAGUACCUCGUGAUUUACGUAAUCUUCGAGCGUGUCUGCUGUGUUCCUUGGUAAAAUCAUUGGAACAGUUUGAAAUGGAUGGCUGCGAAAAUUGUGAUCGUGUUUUACAUAUGAAGGGGGACACUGACAAGGUGUACGAGUGUACAAGCACUAAUUUUGAUGGUUUAAUUGCUUCUAUGAUGCCAGAGGAUUCUUGGGUGUGCAAAUGGCAGAAAAUCAACCGGAAGUGCAAGGGAAUCUAUGCUAUCUCAGUUUCUGGAUCUCUUCCCUCCGCUGUGAUAUCCGAACUGAAAACUGUCGGUAUUAGGUACAAGCCUGGAAUGCGAGAUACCGCCAGCAAGUAA